UAGCAGCAGCAUAGAGGUCAUGGAGAAGAUGGUUGGGUUUGAAAACUUGAAGAUUUCCGGCAGUGAUGCAACCAACGCUGUCAUCAAUCUCGAUCAAGGAAAUCCGACGGCAUUCGAAGAGUAUUGGAUGAAGAUGAAGGAGAGGUGUGUUGUGGUGAUACCAGGAUGGGAACUGAUGAGCUACUUUAGCGAUACCACGAACGUGUGUUGGUUCCUGCAGCAAGAUCUUGCUGAGGCGAUCAAGGCGUUGCACCGUGAGAUCGGCAACGCAGCGACUGAAGAACGCUACAUCGUGGUGGGUACUGGCUCUUCACAGCUUUGUCAAGCCGCUUGGUUUGCACUUUCUUCUCUCUCUGAGGCCAAGCCUCUCAGCAUUGUCGCCGCGGUUCCUUACUACUCCACAUACGAGGAGCAGGCAUCGUAUGUUCAGUCGCAGCUGUACAAGUGGGAAGGAGAGGCAAGAACGUUCAACAAACCCGGACCGUACAUCGAGAUGGUGACAUCACCGAACAAUCCUGACGGGACCAUAAGAGAGCCGGUGGUGAACCGUGGUGGGAAAGUGAUAUACGACCUUGCGUAUUACUGGCCACACUACACUCCCAUCACUCGCCGUCUAGACCACGACCUUAUGCUCUUCACUUUCUCUAAGAUCGCCGGUCACGCUGGGUCCCGCAUCGGGUGGGCGUUAGUGAAGGAUAUCGAGGUGGCCAAGAAGAUGGUGCAAUACAUAACCAUCAACUCCAUUGGUGUGUCAAAGGAGUCACAGAUUCGAGCCACCACGAUCCUCAACGAACUCACCAAAACUUGUCGCAUCAAAUCGGAGAGCUUCUUCCAGUAUGGUUACGAGAAGAUAAAGUCAAGGUGGGAGAGACUACACUGGGUCGUAGAUAAGACCGGUGACACAUUCACUCUACCUAAUUACCCUCAAGCCUUUUGCAACUUCUUUGGCAAAAACAACUCCACUUUUCCGGCGUUUGCAUGGCUGGGGUGUAAAGAAGAGAAUGAUCUCGAAAGUCUCUUGAAAGAAAAGAAGGUUUUAACCAGAGGAGGAGACCGAUGUGGCAGUGAUAAGAAGUACGUACGCGUCAACAUGAUUGGCCCCGACAAAGACUUUGAAGAGUUUCUUCACAGACUUCUUACCAUCAAGAAUCCUAACUGCUUUGAUCCUUAAGUGUUUUUUUUUUCAUAUGACAUUUCAAUAAUGGUUUUUUUCCGUAAUGUU
This is a messenger RNA of Raphanus sativus (radish), 1222 nucleotides long. Its product is annotated as tryptophan aminotransferase-related protein 1-like. The record is from RefSeq and is a predicted model, not a curated record. The coding region runs from base 20 to 1171 and encodes 383 amino acids. Gene Ontology annotation, molecular function: carbon-sulfur lyase activity; transaminase activity. Gene Ontology annotation, biological process: amino acid metabolic process. Lineage: Eukaryota; Viridiplantae; Streptophyta; Magnoliopsida; Brassicales; Brassicaceae. The transcript is spliced from 5 exons.